AAUGAACUAAUUUCUUAAAAGGGUUAAAAUUUGGAGCUAAAUGGGUAAGAAAAAGAACAUUAUUAAAGGAGAAACAGCAAAAGAGAAGGAAAAAGGAGCCCCAACUAUCAAUAAUAAUAAAUUAAUUAUAAUAGGAGCAGUUUUACUCAUUGGCUUGCUUCACAGUCAACAUUUAAGUUUAUUGUUUGAAAAUGAUCGUUACUUCUCAGCGUUGUCACCUCUGGAAAGAGACCUCUCACUGAGGACUGAAAUGGGCUUAUAUUAUUCGUAUUAUAAAGUCAUUAUUAAUUCAGAUAGUGUGAUUAAUGGAAUCAAUAAUUUAAUUAAUGACAAUAUCACAGAAUAUCCUGACACUAUCAACACCUUAAAAAGAUUCAAUUUAUAUCCAGAAGUAAUAAUAGGAUUAAUGUAUCGAGGCCUUAGAGUGACUGCUGAUACUUUGAAAUUAAAUUUUGAGAAUUGUUUUAAAAUUGAACGAGGCCGAGGAAUGUCUUCAAUAAUAACUUGUACAGGACUGACUGUCCCUCAUUAUUUCUACAUGUACUGUGUAUUUGCACUCAACUCUUUACUGCCAAUUUCAAUAUUUCUAUUGUCACAUUAUUUGAGUAACUCCUUAUUUGGUGGUCUAUUAUCAGUUGCUAUGUUCUUUUAUAAUCAUUCAGAGGCUACCAGAGUGAUGUGGACUCCGCCCCUAAGAGAAAGCUUUUCAAUGCCAUUUCUGUUUUUACAGUUUCUAUUUUUGACUAAAAUCAUUAAUAACAUACAGGGCAGUGUUAAGAAUAUUAAUUAUUUAUUUUUUGGAAUUUCAACACUUUUCUUUAUGAUACCCUGGCAGUUUUCACAGUUUACAAUAUUAACACAAGUCCUGUCCAUCAUGUGUGUAUAUAGUUUAGGGUUAAUUCCCAAAAGUAAAGUGAUUAGAAUUCUCCUAACACUAAUGAUUGUGUUAUUAAUUAAUUAUAUUGUCCAGUUUGGUAAUGUAAUGCUCCUAACCUCAUACCUAAUGCUCACUCUCCUCUCCUCUUUGACAAUAGCUCUUUGUCAUGAAGCCUUCCAUUGUUUCAGAUAUACACUACUUAUAUCAUUUUUGAGAAUGUCACUAGUUGUUGUUCUGGUUUUGGUUGCUAAGGUAACCAGUGGAUACUUACUGGGAAUCAAAGAUGAUGCUCAUAUUGGCUCUAUACUACUGUCUAAGUUUACUUCUUAUCAAGACUUCCAUACUCAACUGUACACCUGUGCUGCAGAGUUUGACUUCAUAUCUUUCAAGUACUUUAUGAAACUAUCAGUGACUAUUCUGCUGCCACUAACAAUUGUAAUAAUGCUUAAAAUAAUGGGACAGUUCCUUAAUGUUGCAACUACUGACAACAAUACUCAGGCUGUUAGGUUGUACCAUAUUCUUCAGUUAUCUUGUUUUGCUGUGAUGUCAUUCUUAAUAAUGAGAUUGAAACUGUUCCUAACCCCACACCUCUGUAUAAUCUCAGGUCUAUUGGCCAGCAGAAAGCUGUUCAAGUUGUCCUCGAGACAGAGGGCGUGGGUUUUAGGUGGAGCAUUAGCUCUCUCCUCCAUUGCUGGACUUUAUAACUUAAACGAGCAAAUGAGUAUAAUCGGAGAAUAUAGUAAUCCUGAGCUAGAGGAGAUGAUCAACUGGAUUAACGACUCACUACCAAAAAAUGGAGUGUUUGGUGGUAGCCUGCCUUUAAUGGCUUCCAUUAAACUAACGACUGAUCGUCCAAUAGUGGUCCACCCUCACUAUGAACACACUGACCUGAGGGAGAGGGCCCUCCUAGUGUAUACCAUAUAUAGUAAAAGGUCUCCUGAAGUUAUUUAUAAUAAUUUGAGAGGGUUGGGGGUGGAGUAUGUUGUCAUGGAAACACCAAUGUGUCAUGCUGAGUAUCGUAAAGGCUGUGCUCUUAGUGACGUAUAUUUGAAUUAUUUUCCUGAUGAUAUUAAUAAUGAUUUAUUCUGUGAUUCAGUUCAAGAGUCUGUCCCCAGUCCCUUUAAACUAGUAUACUCCAAUGAAGUGUACAGGAUACUCAUGGUUGGAAAUCACACCCAAUGACCUCCCCACUUCAAGCUAAACUGACAAGAACUUUUCCCUUUUAUAAACUCUAUUUUUGAUAAUCAAUUUCUCAGGUUUUUGUUGAAAAAUGAAAUAAUAAUCUUCAACAAGUUUCUUUGAAAUUUUGAAUUGAAAAAAAUCUAA
This is a messenger RNA of Amphimedon queenslandica, 2203 nucleotides long. Its product is annotated as probable C-mannosyltransferase DPY19L1. The record is from RefSeq and is a predicted model, not a curated record. The coding region runs from base 41 to 2059 and encodes 672 amino acids. NCBI's taxonomy places the organism in Eukaryota, Metazoa, Porifera, Demospongiae, Haplosclerida, Niphatidae. The transcript has 22 exons. Gene Ontology annotation, molecular function: mannosyltransferase activity. Gene Ontology annotation, cellular component: nuclear inner membrane.